UAUGACUUAAAGCCUAAAUAAAGGUCUAUGUUACAAGGGCAUAAAAUUAAAAACAGUAUUUAGUUGGCUGUAUUUUAUAAAGCAGUAAUCAUUAAUCAACGUUUAUAAGCAAUUUUAUCAUCGUGUGUUGCUGACAAGUCUUUAAUUCAUUUAUGAGAUACAUUUUCUAAGACCUAGUACGAUCGAAAGGACAUUUAUUAAUUUAGUACAUAAUUCAGUAUGGCGGAUUUGACUACGAUUGAUUUAACAAAUUCUUUGUGUUUAGUAAAUCACAAUGCUUUGUCUAAUUUAAUCAUUGAAAUAGAUGAUACAGACGAUUCUUUUUCUGGGGAUAUAGCUUUUCAGAGUACACCAAUAAGACCUGCAUCGAAAAAACUACGACAAUCACUCGUACAAAAGAAGAAAUUGGAUGGGUCACCAGAGAAUACACCAGAUUCUAAAAUUGGAGAAUGCUCUAUUUGUUGUGAAAGAUUAGGGAAAAGACCAGUUUCAUCGACAAUGUGUGGACAUAUUUUUUGUACAGCCUGUAUAGAAACAGCAUUACGUCAUGAUAAAAGAUGCCCACAAUGCAGGAAGACAAUGAAAGGAGCAAAUAAAUAUCAUCCAAUAUAUAUACCAUUAGAAUCUAAAUGAAAAAUUUUAUAGGAGUAUAUGUCAUUUUAUUUAACUUAUUAAUACUAUCCAACUUUUUGUAUAACUAUUUUGACAAUUUAGAUUUUCUCUUAUUGACAUGUAUGAAUUACUAUUUCAUAUAUAAGAUUAAAAGAAAACAUUAGUUAUCUGAUGGUUGUAAUAUUUUAAAAGGGAUAAAUAUAAUUCUCCAUUUCCACAAUUAAUUUCAAUCUAAUUUUAAAAUAAAUGUUAUGUAUAAAUUUUAUUAAGGUUAUAGUGAAUUUGAAUCUUCUGUUCCAUAAAUGUAAUGUAUUAUUUAAACACUUGUAAAUUUAUGUUAUGUAAUGUGAUAUUAUUUUAUGACCAAUGCCUAAAUCAUAUCAGAAGGUUUUGGCUUUGGCAACUUUGUACCUGUAAAUUAUAAUAAAUAGUCAAUGCUUGAGCAAUAUUAAAUGUCACUAGUAUGAA
This is a messenger RNA of Pieris rapae (cabbage white), 1080 nucleotides long. Its product is annotated as E3 ubiquitin-protein ligase RNF4-like. The record is from RefSeq and is a predicted model, not a curated record. The transcript is spliced from 2 exons. Bases 220 to 633 code for a protein of 137 amino acids. NCBI's taxonomy places the organism in Eukaryota, Metazoa, Arthropoda, Insecta, Lepidoptera, Pieridae.